Eruca vesicaria subsp. sativa (arugula) is the source of this 966-nucleotide messenger RNA. NCBI's taxonomy places the organism in Eukaryota, Viridiplantae, Streptophyta, Magnoliopsida, Brassicales, Brassicaceae. The record is from the annotation of a GenBank genome assembly.
AUGGAGGGCUUUGCAAUACCGAAUGUGACGGCUCAAAUCAAGUCCAAGGUUGAAGAGAAAGUGGACUACUCGAACCUACCUUGCCCUAAACCCUAUGAAGAUAUCCACCUUGAGGCUACCAAGACUCUAAAUCCAGAACUCUUUGAGGGUUUCCGCCUCGACUGCACCAAGAGGAUGAACCACAAGUUUUCUCUUAUUCAUAGCUUAGUGAUGGGACAAACUGAAGUUCCUAAUGACCGAUCUCAGCAGAUUGUCAAGAUUCCAACUUCCAGUUAUGAGUUUGGUGCAAGGUUCAUUGACCCAAAGUUGAUGCUCGACGGAAAGCUCAUGACGGAUGGUACCGUUAUUGCAAAAUUCAAGAGCGAUUUAACAGAGAACUUCACCAUCAAGGCUACUGCCCAGCUGAUAAAUGAGCUACAUAAGUCGCAAGGCGUUCUCACCUUUGACCACAAGGGGUCCGACUACAGAGCUCAGCUUCAGCUUGGAAACUACAUGAAUCAGUCUGAGCCUGGAACCAGUUCCCUGUUCAGAGCUAACUAUAUUCAGCAUGUCACACCCAAGCUAUCUUUAGGUGGAGAGGUUUUGUGGCUUAGUGAGCAACGCAAGUCGGUUGUUGGUUAUGUGGCUAGAUACGAGAAUACCAAAAUGGUUGCCUCUGGGCAAGUUACUUCCGCGGGUGUGGCUAUCAUGAACUAUGUCCAUAAGGUUACAGAUAAGACUUCUUUAGCAGCAGAUUUCUUUUACAGUUUUAUGUUAAGAGAAGGUGCAGCUAGUGUUGGGUAUGACUUCAUGUUCAGACAGAGUCGGGUAAGAGGAAAGAUCUAUUCUAAUGGUGUUGUUGCUGCUCAUGUUGAAGAAGAGUUGUGUCCUGGACUCGGUUUGCUUCUAUCCGCAGAGGUGGAUCAUGUGAAGAAAGAUUACAAGUUUGGUUUGGGUGUUAAAUACGAAUAUCCACCGUCGCAAUAA